Ostreobium quekettii is the source of this 513-nucleotide messenger RNA. The record is from the annotation of a GenBank genome assembly. NCBI's taxonomy places the organism in Eukaryota, Viridiplantae, Chlorophyta, Ulvophyceae, Bryopsidales, Ostreobiaceae.
AUGGACGGCGACGCUGGCCAACAAGGCGGCCAGGCCGCGGAGCCGCCCACGCUGAACGGCGGCUGCUUCUGCGGCAAGGCGUGCUUCCAGGCGGCCGGCCCCGUCGUGAUGGUCUACAACUGCCACUGCACGAUCUGCCAGCGUCUGCACGGCGCGCCCUUUGCCCGAUUCGUGUACUUCGCCCCUGGCGCCAUCACGCCCAAGGCCGGCUCGGAGGAGUUCGUGGGGUCGUUCCGGACGAGCGAGACGGUGGUCCGGUACCACUGCAGGGUGUGCGCGUCCCCUCUGUACGGGGAGAUCAACCCCAAGGGGUUCGAGUGCACGUGCUGCCCCUUGACGGCGCUGGAGAGGGGCCCCGACGGGAGGGUGUUGGGACUGGAGGGCCUUAAGCCGAUGGGGCACAACUACUACGUGCACAGGGUGGCGGACGCGGACGACGACCUGCCCAAGAACGACGCGCUGCCGCCGGGGUUCGAGAGCUUGGACUGCGGGAAGAUGUAUCCCCACUGCUGA